Messenger RNA from Alternaria rosae, 2442 nucleotides. RefSeq lists its product as uncharacterized. The record is from RefSeq and is a predicted model, not a curated record. The coding region runs from base 1 to 2442 and encodes 813 amino acids. The transcript has 4 exons. Lineage: Eukaryota; Fungi; Ascomycota; Dothideomycetes; Pleosporales; Pleosporaceae.
AUGGCCGACCAACAGGUGUUUCAGUUUCUUGAUCUACCAACAGAAACACGUUUGGCGGUUCCAAGUGUCUCCCGGUCAAGACGGUACACCACGUUGUUCGAACAGAUCACUUUGCUUUCUGCUGAACAUUUCCUCGAGGAAGGACCACUAUUCCAAAUGCCCUCUUCGAAAUGGCCUGUAUACUCCAUGAGGAUAGUUUGCAAGAAGAUUCCUGGCCUGGCUAUUCUCGGUACCAGUCAAAAGAUUCAGUUGGAAGCCAGUGAAGUUCUGCAUCCAAAGUUACGAGCCAUCAGUGAAUUACCAGCGCAGAUCAUUGUAAACAGCAUCUCGCUCGGUAGUUUCGACAUGGCUGAUGUGGUGACUCGAUUGUCAUACGCAAAUACUACCUAUUGGAUAAACAAAAGUCGUCUGUUGGACCGGCCCGUAGCAGCACCUGAGUUGCGACCAGGACUUCAACCCCGAUCUCGACCCGUUCACCUAGCCAUACGCAAUUCUUUCAUCGACAGAGACACAGCCGACGCGUCAAUGGACGACUUUAGAAUGGAGUGUCUACGGAAUUGCUUCUAUUGGUCACUUAAACAUGAAUCAGCCAUGCGUUUUCGUACUACGAGUUGCAUUACAGAUGGCUUUUUCCCGCACAUUGACCAGCACUUGCAUCUCCGUAUGACUGGGUUGAAUUCACAGGAGAAAGAGGCUUACGACAUAUUUCGACCUCUGGAUCAUAAGAGCGUUGGAAGAUGCGGUAGUUGCAUGUCCACCUCGCUCAUCGAUAGCGGUGACAUUGUCAGUAGUAAGACGAAGAAUAGAAGUGGUUUCAAGCAUAGAGAGGUUGAGCUGGAUACUACUACACAAGUCUACCGACUAACCACUAAUAUCGAUCAACGCACUUUCAAAAUGGAACUGAAAACGAACUCGAGAAUGACUUCUGUAGAGGCAUCAGUUGCGUCACACAACACUAUAAUCUCAAAGCAAUCUUACCUUCACCUCUACUUUGAGUCUGUGCGCUUACUGACCGUACUGCGCCUAGCAGGCACUCAGUUUCCACUCAUUCUUCUCACCACACCACAUCAGCUUGCAACCCUGACGCAUCAAGAACCUACCCGAGUUGACUCAGGCGCCGACGUCUCCAGCGACGGAACGAGUUCUCUUCAUGCCCAAGCCAUGAAGGUAUCAACCACCGACCUACCUCCGUCUGAGACUGCCACGAUGGAGACAUCAGAACAGCCGUGUCGACCAUUGUCCACAUUGCUAUACCCAAGGACAGCGGAAACGCCAUCAGCAUACGAAACAUCACUCCCACUUCCGGCCAUUCUACAAGGACAUGAGCCACUACCAUUCUCACCUUCACCACCGUUAAAAGCGCCCCAAGAACGUCCACUACCGUCCUCACCACCAAACUCUCCACCGCUCAUCGUCGUUCAGCCUGUUCCAGAACCCACCUCACCCAUAUCGCCCUUCCCAGCAGCCCUCCCAUCCCGCCCUGAGCCCGUGAAAAACGGAACUUUCAUCUCCCGCCUCUUCAAGCGCACGCCCGCUCACCACAACGAUAUAGAGCUCGGUUCGCUUCCCCGGUCUGGUUCACAAGAGAUUCUCGCUUCGGACCUGGAGCAGGAACGUCGGCUGAGAAAGGCUAAGAUGAUGACCAUCUACAUGAUUUGGGCAGUACUUUUUCUCAUUGCGAUAUUCGGGAUCGUGACUGGGGCGGAGUUGAUGCGGGCUUCGGGGGGGAUUCAAGGAAGUCGCGUUCGGGCACGUUCAGACAUCAAUCAUGCUCUCUUGUGCCUUCCCUUUACGCCUGCCCGCUAUCUCCUCGUUCCGCUAGCUCUCGCCUACCACCGCGCAAUCACUCUUUCUACUUACUGCCGACUACGCGAAAUCCGCAGUAUCUACACUGUCAUCUCCCGCGCUGCCAUAAGUUUAGCACCUACUAACACCACUGAAACGCUCCUCCUUGACUUUCGAGCAGAACGGCCGCUCUUACCCGCUAUGAACGCCUCCGAUAGCGAGACCGACUAUUCCAUAGACGAUGACCUCUCGAGCAAGGGGUCUUACGACGGCUGGGGUGACUUUGGCUGCGGCGAUCUAUACGAGAACAUCUUCGGCGACGACGACGAUCACGUUUACACUGAACACGCCACCUACAUCACCAUCAAGACCAACAAUUUCGCAUCCAGUCGAGUCACUCCGCCCACCGUAUCUUACAAGUAUCGUUCGUCUCGCUCAACAGUAAACCGCCGCGAUCCUUCCGUUGACGUAUUGCUCAUCCUCUCCUUCGUCAUGGUGGCACUAUUGUUGCCCGAGGCAGCAAUUGUCUUCUUCAAAGUUAUGGGCUUCAUACUGGUCGAGACUACAUCACUUUUGUUCGAGGUAGUCAUUCUUCAACUUGAAUUAGCUGCCUUCUUAGUCCUUGUGGUGCGGGCGGUGAGGGCAAGAAGAGGAUAA